Messenger RNA from Tauraco erythrolophus (red-crested turaco), 1493 nucleotides. NCBI's taxonomy places the organism in Eukaryota, Metazoa, Chordata, Aves, Musophagiformes, Musophagidae. The record is from RefSeq and is a predicted model, not a curated record.
AUGAGGGCUGCAUUCCUGGUGCUGCUCCUGUGGGCCGUAGCCUGUGCUCACCCCGACAUGGCAAGCGAAGAUGACAUCAACAAGCUGGGAAACAUCUUGAGUGGUGGAGAUGGCAGACAUCCUCCUGCCAGUGUGGAGAAGGGGGACAAUGCCCUUGCUGGGGAGCCAGCAGGUGGAAACGCCGUGGGCGAGGAGCUGGCCGAACAUCGUAGCCGAGACAAGGGAGGCAGAGCUGGGGAGGCUGAGCACCUGAACCGGGUGGACCACGAGAACGCGAGUGCCCGGGAUGGUAACAGCCUCGGUUUCCUGGAGGAGGAUGCACGCGAUGCUGAUGAUGGUGACAACGGAGAGUACCGUGGCACUGGAGUCAAUGGGCUUCCCUCCCAUGCUGGCGAGCUCCUGGAUGAGGAGGAUGACAGUGGGGAUGACACCUUUGAUGAGAAUGGGAAAGAGGAGGGGGUUGAAGGUCCUACUUAUGUGGCUGGUGCCGAUGGGGCAGGCGAACACAGGCACGACCCUGGCCGUGGGGAUGCCGGGGCUGGCAGAGGGCACGGCGACAGCAGCAGCAGUAGCAGCAGUGAGAGCAUCGGGAUGGACCACUGGAGCCGGUAUGAGCGGACCUCGAGGCGGGGAGCAGGCAGCAGCAGCAGCCAGGAGGAGGAGGAAGAGAGCUAUGACUUCGAGGAUGAAGCCAUGCAGGGCGAUGACCCCUCUGUCUUUGAUGGCCUGGGCAGCAGCUACAAGGAGCGCCGUGCUGGCCUCCAUGCCCUGGGAAGCAGCCGAGAGAGCGGCCGGUGGGCUGGCUCCCAGCGCUGGGAGGAGGGCGACAGCAGGUCCCCAGAGGCGGAGGAUGCUGACUCAGCAGAAGACAGCCCAUCCACGGAAGACAACAGUCAAUCCGAAGAGCCUGUCACCAGCCAGUCAGAAGAAAACAGCUCCAGCCGCUCCGAGGAGGACAGGGAUGGAGAGGACAGCCCUUCCAGGGAGAGUGAGGGCAGCAAGUCCAGGGAGGGCACUGCCGAUCAGUCAGAUGAAGAGCCAGGGGAGUCCCCAGAGGACAUCUCUCAGGAGGUAGUGAGCACGUCGAGUGAGCGCAGUGGCAGCAGGUCCCAGGAAGGACAGGAGGACCAUGAGUCUGCCGAGGACAGGAGCGUGCUGUCCACGCCUGACAGUGAGUCCGGGGAAGAUAAGGGCGACCAGAGCAAGUCCAGGGAAGAUGAUGGUGACCAGAGCCAGUCCACAGAAGACACUGUGGAGGAGUCAAAGGAGGACGAGAAUGACUCUGAGCCUGAUGGGGAUGUGCCGAGCACAUCAGCCGAGAGCCAGAGCUCAUCGCCAGAGGACGACGGCAGCCCAGAGAACAAUGCAGGCGAAGACAGCAUGUCCACAGAGAGCGACAAUAGCGAGUCCCAGGAGGACGACGAUGAUGAUGAGAGCCACUCCCAGGAGGACGCCACUCGUGAGUCCAGCAGCCGUGGGGAUGACAGCUCGCU